AUGACAUAUAAAGAACCAGUUGUGGGCUCCAAGGAGACAGUGUGGCUCACCUACGAUGCAAAUAAAGCACCUGCCUCACUCAGCUGGGCUUGGCUGCCUGUCGAGGCUAGUCUUUAUGGCAUUAUCCUUGACUUCUGGUUCUAUUGGUACCACCGUGUCAUGCAUGAUGUGAACGGCCUCUGGAAGUUCCACCGCACGAACCAUCUCACGAAACACCCGAACCCGCUACUCAUAAUCUACGCGGACUCAGAGCAAGUUCUUCGACAUUGCCGGCUUCCCGUUGAUGGCAUGGUUUGCGAUGAACCUUGUGGAGCUAGCUGGGCACAGCGGUCUCCGCUUUCACGUCUCGCCACCCAGCCCUGUGACAUGGUUGAUGCGGAUGUUUGA
Penicillium concentricum is the source of this 387-nucleotide messenger RNA. RefSeq names its product sterol desaturase family protein. Bases 1 to 387 code for a protein of 128 amino acids. Gene Ontology annotation, biological process: lipid biosynthetic process. NCBI's taxonomy places the organism in Eukaryota, Fungi, Ascomycota, Eurotiomycetes, Eurotiales, Aspergillaceae. The record is from RefSeq and is a predicted model, not a curated record. Gene Ontology annotation, molecular function: iron ion binding; oxidoreductase activity. The transcript has 2 exons.